Molecule: messenger RNA, 8091 nt
Organism: Mirounga angustirostris (Northern elephant seal)
Lineage: Eukaryota; Metazoa; Chordata; Mammalia; Carnivora; Phocidae
Gene: SIM1
Product: SIM bHLH transcription factor 1
Exons: 12
Coding region: 741-3041 (766 amino acids)
Biological process (GO): regulation of transcription by RNA polymerase II
Molecular function (GO): protein dimerization activity; DNA-binding transcription factor activity, RNA polymerase II-specific; RNA polymerase II transcription regulatory region sequence-specific DNA binding
Source: RefSeq, a predicted model, not a curated record
UAUAAAGAAGUUACAGGGGGGCGUUUUCGGCUUCCAAUUAGGAAUAAUACUGGCUUCGUAGCAACUACCGAGGAGGAGGAUUCUAAAACCACCUCACCCGUGCCAAAUCCUGCAUCCCCCUCGUUCUCCCACGCACCCCUUCCCCAAUUCAUGACCGAGAAAAGAAAAGGGAGCCAGGGCGCGCUCUGCUCCUCUCUGCCGGUGGGAAGCCGAGAGGCCGGCGGAGUUGGAUGGUAGGCAUGAGUACAAUUAAGCGGUGCGCGCCUCUGCACCCUUUGCCGCCAGCGGGGAUUGAAGUGGCCUGAAAGAGUUGUCCGGCAUUCCUGUUCUUCCCAAAGGGGCUCGGAGCCGCCUCAAACGCCGCGGGACUGAAGAGCAAACGUCGGGGAUUAUUAUGUCGAUCUUCUGGGGACCGGGGUUUGCCUCGCCGAACAGAAGAAAAGGCUGGCUUCUCAGGGGUCCCGCCGGCAUUUGAUACUCAGAGACGCCUAGGAUUGUCCAGAUUGCCGUGGAUCAGCAACUUUCCUGCAUUCGCGUCCCCUAUUUUUAAAGAAAAUCAUUUUCUGUUUGCUGCGUUGGUCUUUCACUGACAUCAAUACACUGAAGCAAAGACUUCGGUCUUUUCAUUCAAAGUGUGCUUUAUAUUUUUGCCAAAUAUGAUCUCUAAUUGAAAGUUUAUUGUUGCUUUUGGAUGAAUCUGUGGAGUUUAUGCUGUAAGAAGAAAGGGAGAACAAGACACAAUGAAAGAGAAGUCCAAAAAUGCUGCCCGGACUAGGAGGGAGAAGGAAAACAGUGAAUUUUAUGAACUGGCUAAAUUACUGCCUUUGCCCUCGGCUAUCACCUCGCAGCUGGACAAAGCAUCCAUAAUCAGACUCACCACCAGCUAUCUCAAAAUGAGAGUAGUGUUCCCAGAAGGGCUCGGCGAGGCGUGGGGCCACUCGAGUCGCACCAGCCCCUUGGACAACGUGGGCAGAGAACUGGGCUCCCAUCUGCUCCAGACCCUGGAUGGCUUCAUCUUUGUGGUGGCCCCAGAUGGGAAGAUCAUGUACAUCUCGGAGACAGCCUCAGUCCACCUGGGUCUUUCUCAGGUAGAGCUGACUGGGAACAGCAUUUAUGAAUACAUCCACCCAGCGGACCACGACGAGAUGACCGCUGUGCUCACGGCCCAUCAGCCCUACCACUCUCACUUCGUCCAGGAGUAUGAGAUCGAGCGCUCCUUCUUCCUGAGGAUGAAGUGCGUCUUGGCCAAGAGGAACGCGGGCCUCACCUGUGGCGGCUACAAGGUCAUUCACUGCAGCGGCUACCUGAAGAUCCGCCAGUACAGCCUGGACAUGUCCCCCUUCGAUGGCUGCUACCAGAACGUGGGCCUGGUAGCCGUGGGACACUCGCUGCCUCCCAGCGCCGUCACGGAGAUCAAGCUGCACAGCAACAUGUUCAUGUUCCGCGCCAGCCUGGACAUGAAGCUCAUCUUCCUGGACUCCAGAGUAGCGGAGCUGACGGGGUACGAACCUCAGGACCUAAUUGAGAAGACCCUGUACCACCACGUGCACGGCUGCGACACCUUCCACCUGCGCUGCGCCCACCACCUGCUGCUCGUGAAGGGGCAGGUGACCACCAAGUACUACAGGUUCCUGGCGAAGCACGGCGGCUGGGUAUGGGUACAGAGCUAUGCGACCAUCGUCCACAACAGCCGCUCGUCCAGGCCACACUGUAUCGUCAGCGUCAACUAUGUCCUCACGGACACGGAAUACAAAGGGUUGCAGCUCUCCCUGGAUCAGAUCUCAGUCUCUAAACCAGCCUUCUCCUACACCAGCAGCUCCACUCCUACCAUGACUGACAACAGGAAGGGGGCCAAGUCCAGGCUUUCCAGCUCAAAAUCAAAAUCCAGAACUUCCCCGUAUCCUCAGUAUUCGGGAUUCCACACGGAAAGAUCUGAAUCUGAUCACGACAGCCAGUGGGGUGGAAGUCCCCUGACCGACACAGCCUCUCCGCAGCUCCUGGACCCCGCGGAGAGACCCGGCUCUCAGCAUGACACGUCGUGCGCCUAUAGACAGUUCUCUGACCGCAGCUCUCUGUGCUAUGGCUUUGCGCUGGACCAUUCCAGGCUGGUGGAGGAGAGGCACUUCCACACCCAGGCCUGCGAGGGCGGCCGGUGUGAGGCAGGCAGGUACUUCCUGGGAACGCCGCAGGCCGGGAGGGAGCCCUGGUGGGGCUCUCGCGCAGCCUUGCCCCUGACCAAGUCUUCCCCAGAAAGCAGAGAAGCCUAUGAAAACAGCAUGCCUCACAUCGCUUCCGUCCACAGGAUCCACGGGCGAGGUCACUGGGAUGAAGAUAGUGUGGUCAGUUCUCCAGACCCCGGGUCUGCCAGCGAAUCAGGUGACCGAUACCGCACUGAGCAGUAUCAAAGUAGCCCACACGAGCCUAGCAAAAUUGAAACUCUGAUAAGAGCCACCCAGCAGAUGAUUAAAGAAGAAGAGAACAGAUUGCAGCUAAGGAAAGCCCCCCCAGACCAACUGGCUUCCAUUAAUGGAGCUGGGAAAAAACACUCCCUCUGUUUUGCAAACUACCAACAGCCCCCGCCAACAGGGGAUGUCUGCCACAGCUCGGCUCUUGCCAACACUUCACCAUGUGACCACAUCCAGCAGAGAGAGGGAAAGAUGCUGAGCCCCCAUGAAAAUGACUAUGACAACAGUCCCACUGCACUGUCUCGAAUAAGUAGUCCCAAUUCGGAUCGCAUUUCAAAAUCCAGUUUGAUCCUAGCUAAAGACUAUCUACAUUCGGAUAUGUCUCCACAUCAGACAGCGGGAGACCAUCCUGCCGUCUCUCCAAACUGCUUUGGUUCUCACCGGCAGUAUUUUGAUAAGCAUGCUUACACAUUAACUGGAUAUGCCCUGGAGCACUUAUAUGACAGUGAAACCAUUAGAAACUAUUCCUUGGGCUGUAAUGGCUCACACUUUGAUGUAACUUCCCAUCUAAGGAUGCAGCCAGACCCGGCACAAGGACACAAGGGAACAUCUGUUAUAAUAACCAAUGGAAGCUGAUGUUUUUCUAAAAUAUUUUGUUCUUUAAGGAUCUCUGAAACAUAUUUAUAGUUUAAUGCCCCAUUACCAGCAUUUACUAUGCCACAGAUGGUUAGAGAGGAUAAUUUAAGUUACUGGAUAUUUGACAUGUGUUCCUGCAAAAUCAAAGAGCACUAGCCUUCAGGGUUACACACAGACAAUGGAGUUAAAAUGAAUACAUAAAUUGCCCAUCUAAUUAUAUGGAACCAGAAUAGAUAAAUUUUGAAUUGAAAAGUACUCUUGUAGAUUAAGUGAGCAUAUAUACCACAUGAAAGGACUGGUAGAAGACAGUAUUGCAUUGUGAUGUAAACCUCAUACACACAGACCACUUAUCCACAAACGGCUAUGUACACUUUACAUGCAGAAAUGUCGACUAUAUACCUUAAAUACAACCCACAAAUGGGUAAGUUUUCUUAACCCUAGCACAUUAAGCUUAUUAAAGAAAUUUCCAUUCCUAAAAUAACUAAGAAAGAGAGAGAUACAUCUUGUAAACUGGUUUCUUCGUUGUGAUUUCAACCAGUCAGCUCAUUUGGUUCAGGCAUAAAUUAGGGAAAUGGUUCUGGCAUGGUACAAGAAUGAGUUUCCACCUGGUAUCCAUUUUAAGCAAUCAGGAAGUGGUGAUUUUUCACUUUAUUUUUGAGUUAGACAAGGAACAGGAUCACACUGACAUAGCAGUAAGGGUUUUCUGAGUAAAAGGACUGAGAUGUUGGGACACACAUCAAAAAUCUGGCAUGCCCAAUUGGAAAUAGUUUAGUAAAGAUGGAAAGGCCAGAGACAGAGAGAAAUGAAAUGAUAUCUCAACACAAACAAUUUAAGCCUCCGAAUAUGUAAUCAACAUAUUUCGGGCUAUAAAACCAACCAAAUUAAAAACUCAAACCGAUUCACCAAGAAAAAAGGCUGCUAAGUGCAAGAAAGAACUAAGGAAAGCCAAUGGAGGGCUAUUUGGCAGCAGUGUAAGUGAGAACAUUUCAGAGCACAGAUGUGCAAAUGCGACAACAUGUGGAAAGCCUCAGGAGAGAGCCUAAGAUAAAAGCUCGGGCUGAUGGACAAGUGGUUAAAAGGGUAAGAGUUACUUCAACUGAAGGAACACGCAAAGCGCUCGUUCUCCUUAUUGUCUGUGAAUGACAAAAACAACAAACUUGGUCUUAAGUUCGGGUGAUAACGGUAGAAAAACCAGCAGACUAGAAAGCAAGGUCUCUGGGUUCCAGUCCUGACCCCGCCUAUAACUUAGUUUGGGAAUAUCACCGUGCCUGGGCCCUAGUUUCUUUGUCUGUAUGGCCGUUCUGACUUGCCAUGGUUCUGUGGAUCAUCGGUGCGACAGAACUACACUUGUUAACCAGUUAACUCUCUGCCGUCAGUUGUCAAGACCGAUCCUUCUGGCUUGUCUGCACUCCUGCAGAGGUCCAGCUCCUUUGUAACUUCAGCAGGUGCAUGGGCUCUUUUAGGCAUGUGUAGUUACAGUCAACUUUCUGGUCCAGCCAGAAUGUAGAUGGUAGAAACUGAUGAGGGAGUAGGAAAAUGAGGACAAUUUAUUUCAUGCACUAGUCUCUAGUAAUCAAAGCAAAGUGACACAAAUGAUUAGAGAAGUUUCUUAGGCAGUCUUUUCUAGGCGCCCCAUGCCUGCAACUCUUGCCAUCUGCAAGGAGGGGAAUGUUUUGGAAGAAACGGACUCAUGAUUUUCAAGACAGAACAUGACACUGACACUCAGGGAUUAGAACUCUAGUUGCAUCACUUAACAGUUAUUUGGCAGUUUAUAGGCAGGUAACAAUCUGAAUGAUGAUAGUCUGAGAGAUGAAGAGGGGGCCGUUUGUAUAUGACAAAAGAGGUGACAUGAAAUUAAGUAUUUCUUGGGUAUGACAUAGCGACAUUUGUGUCAUAAAUGGAAAAAGUGCAAGUGAGAAAGUUAGUAGUUAUCAUAUAUACUUUCAAAAAAGUUCAAAGAACAAGAAAAACUACAUGUUAAACCACAGAAGCAAAAGUGUUCAGUGACUUUGAGAAAAAUACUCAUUAAAAACCCCUGGAAUACUUAAAAUAGAUUUUUGAUCAAUUUGAAACACAAAGUCAGGUUUUAGGAAUGCUAAACUUUUUGGGGAAUUCUGUAGGUGGGUUAAUGGUUCAAAGACACAAACAUCUGAAGAAUAUGGUGUAUUUUGGAAAGGAAAUCUAUACAGAUGGGUUUUACUGAUGGAUAUACAUCCUACCAAAAAUGUCAGGGACAGAUGCUAUAAAAUAAAUAGAAUCUUCAGAAUCAAGGAAAAGGAACUGAUAUGAAAGAAAAGAAUGCCAUUGAAGAGACUUCAGUGAAAUCUUAAAAUGGCAGAUAGUUAAUUGGCAAAAAAUAAAUUAUGAACUCUACAAAUAAGGGGUAAUCAGAAGAAAUAAAGCCUUGUAAGGUGGUAUGACCAAUAUUUUUAAGUGAAGACAGAAGUAACUACAUUACAUCCUAAUUAAAAAUUUUGGUAGGCUGACCCCAGUUUUAAAUACAAACCAUUUAUUUAAUUUACAUGUCAAUAAUUUUAUAGUGGCAGAUUUAUUACAUUACAUAUAAUGCCUUACAGGCCCACAGUAUUAUAAGCUUACAUUUUUGGCAAUGUGGCAUGAUUAUUACAAAAUGCCCCAAAAAUAAGAUGAGACAGUUUAUGACAAAGUACCUUUUUAAUAUGCACAAAAAUGUAUUAAAAUGUAUUUAUAAUCUACAUUAUCUUGUUCUGUCCAGGAACAUAUUUCCUCAUAAUGAAGAUGUCAUCUGUGUCUUUUUAAAAUAUGGGAUGUAAAAUGCGCAUGUUACCAAUAACUUAAAGUUAAAUUGGCUUUAGUUUUAAUCCUUGAUUUCCAUAACUUUGCUAAAUGUUGAGAAUCAUGAUACUAGAUUGAAAUAGAGAAGUAUGAUUUUUAUAUCACAUUGGGGAUUCAUAAAAAUGUGCUAUAUCCAAUUGCUAGUAUAAUAUGUAGCAAUUCAUUAGAUGAUACAAAGUUCAUGCUUUCUAGUAAUAGUAAGAAUAUCUUUAUUGCCCAUUUACCUACCUGUCAUACCUAAUUUACCAAUUUGGAUGACCAAAUAAAAAAAUAAAUAUUUCCCCAAUGUUCCUUGAGAAAAUUCUAUUAAAACUAUUGAGAAUAUACAGAUUUGAUGUAUUAUUUUUGGGUGCAUACUAUUAAUGUCCUAAUCACUACAGGUCGGACAUUUAGGUGUCCUUCAGUUUCACAAGUCUUUUGACAUACUAUGCUGAAUAUAAUGGGCUAGCUUUUCUAAACUGUAAUUGCCUGAUCUAGGAUAAUAUGAUGCAGUGCUGAUGUGACAUUCAAAAUGAGACAGGAUGCAAUAAGUAAUUAGCUUUCAGCGUUUAUACAGAAAACCCACUCAUUCUCUCUUGAUUAUAUUUUAUAGGGCUAGAAUAUUUCCAUUGGGCACUAUUCUUAAUUCUCUCUACGCCCUGCUGCCACAUGGUGCCUUUGGGCAGAGAAUCCCACUUAAAAUAAGCUUUAAUGGGAUCUUCCAGAAAAGGAUAAUAUGCUCCAUUUUCUUUUCUUUUUUAAUUGGGGGAUAAGGAUCUAUCCAAUAAAAGAUCAUUUGGAAAAUAUGCAUAGUUAUCUUAAAAUAAAAUGAAAGGCUUUUUACCCCACAAGACCUAGACCAAAUAAGUUUGCUAGAAGACACUGCAGCUAAAGAGACAUUCUGAAGACAGGUAUGUUUUUUAUAGCUCUCUCUGCCUCUCAAGAGCAGGAUGUUACUAAGAUAUUCAGUACACUUCUAUUAGUACUAGUAGUAUUUGGAAGUGACCGAGUGAAUGCCGAUAUUUGGAAAACGGAGGGUUUGGUUAUCUGGGGGUUACUUACCUUGCCCAGUGGAAUAGCUUCCACUUUAAUAUACUUUCUUUGAUUUAAACAAGUUUGAAUGCCCAGAUUUGGUUCUUCAGUUCAUUCAAACCAUAGAACAUAGAUCGACAUUCUAUUUACUGAAUGAUUUAAAGAAUGUAAAUUCAAUGGCUCUCCAAAUAAGUGAUUCAACUUUCACGUAAAUGUCAGUUUUUGUGAAUAGGGAUCUGACUCUAAGACAGCAGAAGCUACUGGUUAGUUCUUACUGGGACAUGCAUUGUGGAUAAAAGAUCAUUCUAAACUUUAAAUGAAUGACAGAACAACUAUGGAUACAUGCAAAGGGUAUCUUACGUAGAAAAUGUUCUUGGGGGAAAUUACCAUGUGGUGCUCAUUUCUUGUGCCCAAGAGUUGUACGGGUAGUGCUUAACUCAAAAAGUGAUAUUGUGCUCAUAUUCAAAUAGGGGUUUGUUCAGAGUUCCUUCUCUAGGGCUGUACGCAGAGAGGCUAUAUGUGUGUGUGUGUGUGUACACACACACACACAGUUGUAAAGCAAGUAACAAGAUUUUGUUCCGCUGUGCUCCUUAAAAACCGAUGGUUCACACAAGAAAUCCUAAUACUUUUGAACCAAACACUUAUAAUUUUAUUUAUUGCAAUUUUGCUGCAUGGGACUUUGCUUUCAUAUACCUAUACAGUGGAGAGUUUGUCCUAAUUUGCUGAUCUGGAACACAUUUAAUCACAGUUGAAUUUACACCAACAACCCUGGUGUGUUUACAUUUCAAAAGAAAUGAAAUCGGCGUGGAAAAAUUUUUAGAAGUACUGUAGCUUUCUUCCGUUUUUUUCCAAAGGGAAAUAUUUCAAAAAGUGAAACUUAUGAGUAGGCAUUUCAAAAAAGAUAAAAAUAUUUUAUGUUUGUUUUUUGACUGACAUGCUAUAAAAAGGAUUAUAUUUGUGAAAGAAGAUACUGAUUGCCAAUAUUUCAAAUACCAUCUUGCAAUGUAUAGUUUUUAGUGACAUCGUAGUAUAAAUCUGUAAUUUGAACUUUUCCUUUGGAAUGUAAAGUAGAAGAUACUAGCUAUGUCAAUGAUAUCUUGCAAAGUGUUCCCAUUUAUAAUUAUUUAUAUUGUAAAUAGCUUUCUGAAGUAAAUUUGAAGUUAAUGUGCAUAAAAUGUAUUUAUUAUGUGAGGAAUUUUUUUGGUUUAAAAUAUAGUUACCAAUA